AUGAUUAUAAGAAAUGCUACUCCUGAAGAUUUAAUAAAUAUGCAAACUUGUAAUUUACUUUGUUUACCUGAAAAUUAUCAACUUAAAUAUUAUUUUUAUCAUGGUUUAUCAUGGCCACAAUUAUCUUAUGUUGCAGAAGAUGAUAAUGGAAAAAUUGUUGGUUAUGUUUUAGCAAAAAUAGAAGAUGAUAGUGACGAUACAAUACCACAUGGACAUAUAACAUCUUUGGCUGUUCGUCGAACACAUCGUCGUCUUGGUUUAGCACAAAAAUUAAUGGAACAAGCAAAUCGAGCAAUGAUAGAAAAUUUCAAUGCUAAAUAUGUUUCAUUACAUGUACGUGUUAGUAAUCGUGCAGCAUUACAUCUUUAUCAAGAUGCACUUGGUUUUACAAUUCAUGAUCGUGAUCCACGUUAUUAUGCUGAUGGUGAAGAUGCUUAUUCAAUGCGACGUGAACUUGCCCCAAUGACAAAAACAUAA
Rotaria sordida is the source of this 477-nucleotide messenger RNA. The record is from the annotation of a GenBank genome assembly. Lineage: Eukaryota; Metazoa; Rotifera; Eurotatoria; Philodinida; Philodinidae.